AAGCACUGGUUUGGGUUUAACUAAAGGAAAGGAUAGUUGGAGAGUGCCAACAUUUUCUACUGACAAAAGAAAACCAAGCCAGCUUUCUCUUCUGUUAAGUUCCAUGCUCAGUUGACCAACUCUGUUUUCAUCUUUUCUGAGACCCAUGAAAAUAGAGUAAAAAGAGAAAAUAUCCAAAUAUAGAAGCUGAAUUUAACAAGAUUAGAAAAACCUAAACUAUGUUAUGUUCUGGUAGACUUGCAAUCAAAUAAUUACAGUCAUUUGGUCAAUGUCUGAUUAGUUCAAUGAGAGAAGAUGUUUGGCUAUAUGGCCAGAUACCAAAAAACAAAACAAAACAAAACAAAAUCAUUUUUUUAAAGGAUCACUCUCUCUACGUAAUAAUCAAUCGUGUUAUGACAAUUUUGUAAUACUGGGAUAGGUCAUCCAAGCAACUAAGGAAAUGGUAAUGCUUUGCUCACUUUAAAGAAAAAAAAAAAAUCAGCAUUUCCAAAGUUGGCAUAGUCACACAAAGUCAAAACAAGACUCAGAGGCAAAGGAAAGGGGCCGAAACCCUGAGAACCAUAAAAUGACGAAUGAGAAAACUCCUCCCCAUGGAAGAUAUUCAGGUAUAUAAAAGGCACAUGAUGGAACACUUAAGACCUAAAACAUCACUGUCAAUCUUGAGUCUGGAUGUUUAGCUUAGGAAGAAAAAAAAAAAAAAUGAACACUAAGCCUGAUGUGAUUCAAAAGUGUUUGUGGCCUGCAUGCCUUGUAGGUCUGUUCAUCCCUGGCGCCCUCUCUCUGCACUGUAACUUGCUGCAUCUUCACCUGAGGGAAGUCACCUGGCAAAAUCUGAGACUUCUGAACAGCAUGAGCAAUUCAUUUCCUGUAGAGUGCCUAAGAGAAACCAGAGCUUUUGAGUUGCCCCAAGACAUCCAAUCACACACCCCACCUGGGAAAAGGUACCUCAAGGAGGCCUUCUACAAAAUGUCCACACAGGCCUUCAACAUCUUCAGAGAGUCCACCACCAAAUCCACUUGGAAAAAGAAAUACCUGAAACAAAUCCAAAUCAGACUUGAUUGGCAGAUGCACCACUUGGAAAAAUGCUUCGAGGAAGAGGAGAAAGGGAAGGAAGACUCGAAACAGAUGGAAGAGGAUGGGAUGGGCUUCUCAGGAGCUAUGGUCUCCCAGGUGAGCAGCCUAGAACUGAGGAGAUAUUUCUAUAGGAUGUACAACUUCCUGAAAGAUAAGAAAUACAGUCACUGUGCCUGGGAGAUCAUCCGAGUGGAACUCAGAAGAUGUUUCUACUACUUCUAAACACUACUACUCAGGAAGAAAUAA
Messenger RNA from Panthera uncia (snow leopard), 1320 nucleotides. It is a transcript of the gene IFNK, whose product is annotated as interferon kappa. Gene Ontology annotation, molecular function: cytokine activity; type I interferon receptor binding. Gene Ontology annotation, biological process: defense response; response to exogenous dsRNA; positive regulation of peptidyl-serine phosphorylation of STAT protein. Gene Ontology annotation, cellular component: extracellular region. Lineage: Eukaryota; Metazoa; Chordata; Mammalia; Carnivora; Felidae. The record is from RefSeq and is a predicted model, not a curated record.